AUGGACGGACGACUACAGGUUGAUCCACAGAUUAGGAGGGACAUUGAAACUGCGAGAGCUGAGAAGGCUCAACUUCAAGCGAAUACAACUCAUAGUUGGAACGUUUAUCGACGUCUUGAAUGCCUUGGACUAGUUCAACAAUACCUUCAACAGACCAAGGAGAAUCCAGGACAAUUGAUGAAUGUCGACGCAAUUAUUGCGGGCUAUAGAGCGUCUCAGGCUCAGGCGCAGUUGGAUUGGAAGUCAUGGGCUGUUUCAUACUGGGUCCAAGGUGUCAAAGAUACCGAGAGACACUUUGAAUGGGAAGACUGCAUCGACCGAGGAGCUAGGGCCAAUACAUUUCAACAAUCCAUGUGGACAGAAGGUCUCAAACUCAUUGCUCGGGUACCAGGUGCUAGAGGAAACCAUCUCCCAAUAAUCUUGGGGGAUGAUGCCCCUGUAGAUCUCUCCGGACUCAACCCGCCUGCAGGGGCUGAACCUGGAGCUUUCCUUCUCAGUCAAUUGACCAUUAUGGUCAAUCCUGAGUUCGCAUACAGAACUGGAAGAACGACUAUAUUGAUUUCUUCAGCGUUACUAGGACAAAUUGAGGCCUCUGCUGGCUCUCUUGCGCCCGAGCUGGGCUAUAGUGUCUUCCAUUGUGGAAAUGGAACGCUCAGAGUAUAUCGCGCUGUGGCCCUCGAUGUUAACUUUUCCAAGAUCGAACCCGAGCUUAUGGAGCAUACCUGGAUCACUUGUCGCUGUGCUGUAUCAUCUGACCUUGAACAAGAUGGGCUUCGUGUUUUGUACAGCACCAACAGCCUAGAAGCUUGUCGUGGCAUGAUAGCAUUAGAAGUUGAAGAUGGGGAGGAAUAG
Molecule: messenger RNA, 852 nt
Organism: Penicillium nucicola
Lineage: Eukaryota; Fungi; Ascomycota; Eurotiomycetes; Eurotiales; Aspergillaceae
Exons: 2
Coding region: 1-852 (283 amino acids)
Source: RefSeq, a predicted model, not a curated record